GUUCCUCCGAAGCCGCCAGUGAAAACUGCGGCGUCCGUCGCAGCAGCGGCGAAUUUGGCUCGACAACGCAAAGAACAGCAACAGCAACAACAACAGCGAGAACGUGAUCAGCCUGUUCUUCACCGCCACCAUCACAGGGCGCACGAGAAGCAGCAGCAGGAGCAGCAGGGCCGCCAUAACAAGAAGAAGAUGGCGCCGCAGCCGCCGAAACGCACGGAGGCGUCCAAGCAGGCCGUCGGCGCGUGGAACCUUUGUGCUGGAAAGCGUCGGAAUGCCAAGAGUAGCAGCAAUAAGGCGCAGAUUGCUCCUGAACCUCCGGUUGACCACCAGAUUAUCGAGUACAGUGAAGAAUACACUGAGAUAAGCAUGGAGGAAGACGAACUGGACGACGAAGAUGACAAUAAUGAAGAGAACAACGUCAACCUCAUUGAAGAACACGUCGCAAAGAAGAAAUUGAGCCCGAAGUCAGUGCCAGUGGAACGCCGCCGCCACGACUUCUCGCCGUCACGCGUCAGCGUCGCCACUCAAGUAUCAGAGUCAUGCUCCGAAGAAGAAGAAGACGAAGGCGACGCAGUCGAAACCAAUAAGUCCGCCACAUUGCCCAGAAACUUUGCCGAGCGCUUCAAACUCUCGUCGCCGCGAGCAUCAGCACAGCCGCCACCAGCACCUGCAACAGCAGCAGCAGCACUCACGCAGCUGGACGCCAAAUCCGCGGCGUUUGCCCGCAAGUCCGCCGGCAGCUCGACGUUGUCCCCAGUCCGUCUCACCGCCUUCAAAACGACGUCCUUUGAGAAGAUCAAUUUCCUGAAGGCGCCGGUGAUGUCCGUUGCUGAUGGGGACAGUGCGGGGAACGGAUUCACGUCCACGCACUUGGUGCGGAGUGCUGGUGGUGGUGGUGGUGGUGGUGGUGGUGCUGGACUGAAAAAUGGUGGUGGUGAGGAUAAUGAUAAUGAUGAUGAUAAUAAGGGGUCGUCUUUCCUAAUGAGUCGACUGGGAAGAAAGUCGUGGGACGCUGCUGGGGGUGAAGGUCGGUUUUUUGAUGCGAAGACGUCGGGCACGCGGUUACUGAGUGUCCCGACAACCCCCGCCUUAGAGCAAGAACAAUAA
This is a messenger RNA of Notodromas monacha, 1107 nucleotides long. Lineage: Eukaryota; Metazoa; Arthropoda; Ostracoda; Podocopida; Cyprididae. The record is from the annotation of a GenBank genome assembly.